Messenger RNA from Mesorhabditis belari, 1725 nucleotides. NCBI's taxonomy places the organism in Eukaryota, Metazoa, Nematoda, Chromadorea, Rhabditida, Rhabditidae. The record is from the annotation of a GenBank genome assembly.
AUGCAAAUCCGGAUUAGCACCCUUUUCUCAAUAUUGGCCGUCUAUUUAAACAUUAUUCAAUCGAUUCGUGAUACGUGUAUAGAUGUUUUGGCAGCCCAACACAAUGUUGUCCAAAAAGAGAAGAGUAAGAAGAAAAGCAAGGGAAAAGACACUGCCGGAGAUCUUUCUCAAUUGUGGUUCAGAGAAUUCUACUUGGAAAUCGCGAAUGGGGAAAGGAUCCAGUUCCCUAUUGAUAUGUCAAUGCCGUGGAUUCUCACCGAUCACAUUUUGACCACUAGUGACGCUUCGCUUUUGGAAUGUGCUCUUUUCCAGCUCGAUCUCUACAACGAUGCAGCACAUUACUGCUUGUUCAACUUUCAAAAGCAGUUUUUGUACGACGAGGUUGAAGCCGAAGUUAAUCUUUGUUUCGAUCAAUUCGUCUAUAAACUCUCGGAUGCCAUCUACACACAUUUUAAACAACUGGCUGUGUGUAUGUUGCUUGACAAACGGUUCAAAGCGGAAUGCCAGCGAGCGGGUGUUUCCAUUCGAACACCACCAGCUGCUCGAUUCGAUGCGUUACUUAAACAGCGACAUGUACGGAUUCUUGGAAGAACCAUCGACCUCAAUAGACUUAUUUCUCAACGAAUCAACAUUGCUAUUAUCAAGUCAAUCGAUACGGCAAUCUGGAAGUUUGAAAGUGAUCAAUUGUCGAGUAUUUUGGAAUUGGAUGCUUUACUUGAGGCAAACAGAAUGUGUCAUGAUUUAUUGGAUGCUCGUCUUGGCGGAUUGGCUCCAUUUAAUGAUCUCUUCUUAGAAGCAAAUCACAACGUCGGAGCUCCUCAUGCUUUGUGCGUUCGCGAGUUACCUUCAAAGAAACGCCAGCUCGUGAACGUCCGCCAACAGCGUCUGUUCUUUAUCAUUGGGGUAGUAAAAGCUAUCGCUCAAUUGCUUCAAUAUCAAGGAAUAUCCGUAAUCUUGGAAGAGGUUCUGAAGUUGGCGAGGGGCAGCUUGCAGCAAGGACUGAAGAAUCACACGCGAGAAGUGCUGAAGCUUAUGCCGAAGUUGUGCAAACUGCCACGAAACGAUUAUGGAAGUCCAGCGAUUCUUCAAUAUUACUGUCACCAUCUUGAUGGAGCGAGUAAAUAUUCGGAAAUGAAAUCCGAAUUUUGUCAGGAGUUGCGUUUCAUCGGAAACAUGGUUGCUUUUUGUCUACAAUUAGAACUCGCUUUGGCACACGAAGAAACUUGGGAUCUCUUGGUUGCCGCUCCUUUCACAAAUGUUAUCCCGAAACCACCAGCGAAAACCGUCGUCGAACAAGAGAAACAAUUGCAAAAACUUGAAGAAAAAUACUCGCGACUUCAACUAACAAACGUUGUUGAGAAGUUUGGAGAUACCAGUCAACGAGCAAUCGCACGUGAAGCCGAAUUGUUAACGCGAGAGCGACUCUGCUGUGGUUUAAACAUCUUCGAAGCUUUUCUCGAUCGACUUCGAAAAAUGCUACAAAUGGAUCCGAUUUGGAAAGGCAAUCCACCUGCAAAUCGAAUCAUGGCGAUUGAGGAAUGCGAAGAAUGGCAUCGCAUUUGGUCGGCUCUCCAAUUUUUCCUUGCUCAACCGGCUGUUGAGAGUGAAAGACUGCAUGAGGAAAUCUUCGGAAAUUACGUAUCGAUUUGGGAAGAGCAUGAAGGUGAAAUGGUUCGCGAAUUCGCCCCUCCAAUUCAUCCAUCGCUCGCCAAGCAUUACAAAGAG